Aplosporella prunicola CBS 121167 is the source of this 3108-nucleotide messenger RNA. RefSeq lists its product as uncharacterized. Gene Ontology annotation, biological process: negative regulation of RNA catabolic process; regulatory ncRNA-mediated post-transcriptional gene silencing. The record is from RefSeq and is a predicted model, not a curated record. NCBI's taxonomy places the organism in Eukaryota, Fungi, Ascomycota, Dothideomycetes, Botryosphaeriales, Aplosporellaceae. Gene Ontology annotation, molecular function: protein binding. Gene Ontology annotation, cellular component: catalytic step 2 spliceosome. The annotation marks the transcript as partial. The transcript has a single exon.
GACCGCGACAAGGACCACGGAAGAUCGCACCAUCGGAGCCAUAGGCGUAGCGACCGCGAAGACCGCGAACAUCGCCAUCGUGACAGAGACCGGCGUGAGGAACAUCGUCACAAGCACCAGCAUCAGCAUCGUGCUGAAAGUCCAAGACGUCAUGCUAGCGAAGAGAAUACAGAAAAACGCAGUGAUAUCCAGUCACUGGUUCCAAAGUUCGACGAAGGCAAGGACUAUUUCGUCGUUGAUCGAAAGGGCGACCCAGCAAACUUGAUAUAUGGAAAACUUCAUCAGUACAGUAUACCGACGUAUCGUAGGACUGGUUACGGUUGUGUUCUAGGUCUGCCUUUGGAUGCUAGAAUUGACAAGUUUGCGUCGGAUGAUCGGUUUGUUGUCAUUGAUGACAAUCGCCGACGCGGUAGACUCGACCGUCAAAUAUUGUCGAAGCGCCCACGCGCAAGGGAGCCGCCAACAUUACGCCUGAUAAAGGUUUCGGAUGCAGAUUUAGCCCAGGAGUCGCAGUUAGACUACCUCCCUCUACCGGGCAGUAAGAAAAGAAAGCGUGGGUCUGAGUCGCCGGAGCCAGAAGAAGAACAUGUGGACUACAGGUCUAUUGAAGGAAAAGCUAAACCUAGCAAUGACCCUGCAGACCCUGACCUUGAAUAUGCGAGCGAUGAAGAUCCAGCGCUAUACCACGAUUUUCUGGUCGAAGCUAAGGAACGCAACGCUAAGUUGUCAAGGAGAGUGAAGGAUGAACCGACCAAUGUUGAGGCAUGGCUUGAUUUCGUCGAACACCAAGAAGUUAUGAUUCGCAUAGGAUCUUCUGACGUGCAACGACAAUUGACGACAUCUGAACAAAAAGCGCUUGCUUCCCUCAGAGUGGGUAUCUACCAAGAAGCGCUGAAUUCUAUGCAUUCGGAGCGUCUCCUUGUUGGACUCAUGGAAGAGAGCUCCAAAGUUCAAGGAAGGAAGGAGUACUUUGCGAACUGGAAGCAAAUUCUCGAGAAAAAUCGACAAAGCUCGAGUCUUUGGGUGAAAUAUCUCGAUGCUCUCCAGACGAACCUCGCCGAAUUUCAAUAUGAAGAAUGCAGAUCUAAGUUUCUGGACUGCCUGAAAAUGCUCUGCGGAACUGGUCUGGAUUCAAGAGACUCGCAAAUAUUACGCCUCUACAUUUUCCUGAGGUUAACGACUAUGAUGAGCGACGCCGGCUAUCGAGAGCGAGCUGUUGCAUUAUGGCAAGCACUGCUGGAGUUCCAAAUCUUUAGGCCUGGGAAAGGCUUGCAAAACGAUGCCGAUUACAAUCAGUCGCUAUUAGUCGAUUUUGAAGAUUUCUGGGAAAGUGAAUGCCCGCGCCUCGGUGAACCUGGGGCUGUUGGGUGGGUCUCUUCCAAAGUUGACGAGGAGUAUCCUGACCCUCCUGAGCCAUCUACAGAGCAAGAACAUGAGUUUGAAGUGAGCGAUAUGUUCGACUAUUUUGCCCAAAAGGAAAGGUGGCAGAUGAAUUCGUACCCAUGGCCAGGAAGGACUAUCGACGAAGUCGGGGAAGACGACCCCUUCCAUGUUGUCCUAUUCGCAGACAUCGAGGAGGAGCUAGGGUUGCUACAAGAUCCAUUCCCACCUACAAUGCUUGUUGAGGCGUUCUUGUGCUUUUGGCACUUGCCCCCGCUUCCUACUUCAGACCCCCUCACUCGAGCAUGGUGGCUUGACCCUUUUCUUCGAGAUGAGAGGUUUUACGUGGAUACGCCUAAAACUUUGCUCCUUGAAGCAUCAUCCGCUGAGACCGAGACUGUGGGGCUUUCUACACUUGAAGCCUACAAGCCUCCAAUGGCCAAUUACCUUGUCACAACCCAAGAACUAUUCGGCGGCGGGUUUUUCAGUGGCGAACGUAGCCCGGAUCAACAGGAGUGGCUGAGAAGAGCUUUGAAGACUUUGGCAAAUGCCACUUCAGAGGACAUCGUCGCUGAAUAUCAUCUCGCUUUCGAAUGGCACUGCAACCCGAGUGGUGGUGUGGCGAAGACUGCCAAAGCGCUGCUGAAGAAGCGUUCUUCCAGCCUGCGACUGUACAAUGCCUACGCUCUCAUUGAGAACCGCACCGGUAAAAGUGCAGCUGCAAACCACGUCUUUGCGAUGGCACUGGGUAUGAGCACGCAACUUCCUCAAGACGCUCAGAAACAGUCAAUAUUAUUAUGGCGCACCUGGAUUUGGGAGGCCCUACGUGGAGAUGAUUUCACUGCCGCGAGGCACCGAAUCGGCUCUAUAGGUGCUGCCAAACCAGUCCCCGAGCCACCUACAUGUGCUGUCGACGAAGAAGACUGGUUGAGUCCUUCCACGGUGCUUCGAGUCCGCAACAUCUUGACCGAGGGCCGUGAUCAUUCAUUAUCAACAGGCGUUGCAGAACUCGGCGUCCUGUACGCAGAGUGUCUGGCACUACUCGCAUACAUACAGUCGGACAGCGACAUCACACCGGCACUAGCAGUAUUCCAACAAACCAACGCUCUACUCUCCUUGCGCAACCUUCACCACUCCGCUGCCAACGAAGCCCUGCACCAAGCAAAAUGCCAACUCCUCACCUAUCACAGCCAACGCGCGCGCCUCUCCAAGCCCUCGAUCACACGCUCCGAGCUCCAAGAGAGCAUCGCCCUCUUCCCAAGCAACACCAUCUUCCUCUCCGUGUACGCGGCAAACGAGGCGCGCUUCCGCAUCGACGACCGCGUCCGCGCCAUCAUGCACGACGUCGUCCUCAAGCAGGACGCCCACUCCAUCGUCACGUGGGCCUUCAGCAUCCACACGGAAGCCCAGCGCGGCGCGCAUUUGGGCGGGACGACGCACGCGGUGCGCGCGGCCUUCGAGCGCGCCGUCGAGAGCGACGCUGGCCGCCGCUGCGCCGCCCUUUGGCGCUCUUACGUCGCCUAUCUCGCUGCUCGCCCCGAGUCCGCCGUUGCGGCCAAGGCGGUCUUUUUCCGUGGCCUACUGCACUUGCCUUUCAAGAAGGAGUAUCUCAUGCUGGCGUUUGAGCGGCUGCGCGAGGAGCUCGGCCCAUCCGAUUGCAGGCGCGUGUAUAACACGUUGCAGGAGAAGGAGCUGAGGGUGCGCGUGGAGCUGGACACGAUGCUCGAG